CGCGCGCGCGCUGCUGGUGCAGGCGCCAAACUGCAGCAGCCAGCCUGAGAGCAGGACGGGCGGUCACAUGACAGGCCGCCUGCUACUAGCUAAGCGCCGCAACCAUGUUCGUCGCUCGCAGCAUCGCCGCUGACCACAAAGAUCUAAUCCACGAUGUUUCGUAUGACUUCCACGGCCGGAGAAUGGCCACCUGUUCCAGCGACCAAAGCGUCAAGGUGUGGGACAAACGGGAGAACGGAGAGUGGCAGUGCACCGCCAGCUGGAAGACACACAGUGGAUCGGUGUGGAGAGUAACCUGGGCUCACCCGGAGUUCGGCCAGGUUCUGGCCUCCUGCUCCUUCGACAGAACAGCCGCCGUCUGGGAGGAGAUCGUCGGGGAGUCCAACGACAAGCAGAGGGGCCUGAGCCACUGGAUCAAGAGAACCACGCUGGUGGACAGCAGAACGUCGGUGACGGACGUGAAGUUUGCUCCCAAACACAUGGGCCUGAUGCUGGCCACCUGCUCCGCGGACGGAGUGGUGAGGAUCUACGAGGCUCCAGACGUGAUGAACCUGAGCCAGUGGUCCCUGCAGCACGAGAUCUCCUGCAAGCUUAGCUGCAGCUGCAUAUCGUGGAACCCCUCAAGCUCUCGAGCCCACCCCCCUAUGUUUGCCGUGGGCAGCGAUGACAGCAACGUGGCGUACGGCGGGAAGGUCCAGAUCUACGAGUACAAUGAAAACACAAGGAAGUACAGUAAAGCAGAGACGCUGAUGACCGUCACCGAUGCCGUCCACGACAUCGCGUUCGCCCCCAACCUGGGCAGAUCUUUCCAUGUGCUCGCCAUUGCAACCAAAGACGUCCGCAUAUUUAAGCUUGUUCCUCUGAGGAAGGAGAGCACGGCUGCAGGUCCCACCAAGUUUGAGGUGCAGAUUGUGGCUCAGUUCGACAACCAUAACUCCCAGGUGUGGCGCGUGAGCUGGAACAUCACCAGCACCCUGCUGGCUUCCUCUGGGGACGAUGGCUGCGUACGCUUGUGGAAAGCCAACUACAUGGAGAACUGGAAGUGCACAGGCAUCCUGAAGGGAGACGGCAGCCCGCUGACGGGCUCCUCCGGUCAGCCCUCAGCCAUGAACAUGGUGGUGGGCUCCUCCGUUCAGAACUCCCAGAACAUCCUGAACGGCAUGUCAGCAGGAAGGUAUUUCUUUCCACCUCUGGAUCCUCCCAGAGGUGGGACCAGGCACGGUCACCUGCUGCCUCCUUCGUCCCUCAUAGAGCACUGUGAUGCAGAGCCCGUAGCUCAGCCUCAGCCUCAGCAGCUGGCUCUGGCUCACAGGCGGCCCUCCAGGGCGCUGCUCUCGCUGCCAGAAACCGAGGAGCAAUGAUUUGAGUUAUCGGGGGGGGGGGGUUAUUGGUUUUCCCUUUUUAGUCUGUGCCUUUGUUAGAGAAUUCAAUGCUGGGGUGUCAUUCACUUGUAAUAAAAAAAAAGUUUUCAUAAA
Messenger RNA from Fundulus heteroclitus (mummichog), 1475 nucleotides. RefSeq names its product SEH1-like (S. cerevisiae) (gene seh1l). Gene Ontology annotation, molecular function: protein binding; structural molecule activity. The record is from RefSeq and is a predicted model, not a curated record. Lineage: Eukaryota; Metazoa; Chordata; Actinopteri; Cyprinodontiformes; Fundulidae. The transcript is spliced from 9 exons. Gene Ontology annotation, cellular component: Seh1-associated complex; nuclear pore outer ring. Bases 105 to 1361 code for a protein of 418 amino acids. Gene Ontology annotation, biological process: positive regulation of TORC1 signaling; cellular response to amino acid starvation.